AUGAGCGACGAAGGUGUCUCACAGGUGACAAAGUCGCAAGCCGAUCGGCAAUUCCCCAAGCAAUUCGUGGAUAAGAAAUACAUCACUGCCAGCCAGCUAAAGAAAGAUGACCUCAUUAGCCGUCUACAGAAAUUGCACAAGUUCCUGAAGAAGGUGGGAGAUGCGCCAGACUGGGGGAAAGAGAUGCUUGACGAUAUUGCUGCGGCCCUCAUUCAAAAGGAUAGGCUGCAGCACAAGAGCGAGGACGUGAGGCUCCUCGGCAUAUUCGAUCUGUUCAUAAACCAACUGGCCGCGCUGGGCUCGACAGACGAUCCCUCGUACUCGCUCCGAUUCUAUCUGUUGGAGCGACUGCAGAGUGUGCGCGCCUUCGCCCUUCUGAUCGACCUCGACGAUCAGCUCUACAUGCGCCUCUAUGACACCUUCUUCGAGGUCAUGUCCUGUCUCGAGGAGUCAGAGGAAAUCAGCCUGGAGCUCCUGGAGAAAAUCCUGGCCCAUCUCUUGCCCGAACAAAAGGAGUCGCAUCCGCACGCCUUUCGGCUGGCGCAGGCGCUCAUCAAGGGCAAUGCGCAGCUGCUGGAGACUCCCAUCACCGAGUUCAUGAGCGACAUUCUCGUCAACGUCAAGGCAUCAACCAGCGAGCUCAAGGACCACGGCCACGCGCUCAUCUGGGAGCUCAACAAGAUCUCGCCCAACCUGCUGCUCUACGUCAUGCCCGAGCUCGAGAAGGAGCUCACCGUCGAGGACGAGGAGAAGCGCGAGGACACCGUGGCCCUGCUGGGCAAGAUGUUUGCCUCCGAUGGGUCGCGCAUGAUCACCAGCUACCCGCAGCUGUUCAACACAUUCCUCAAGCGCUUCAACGACGUGGAGCCGUCGAUCCGCCGCCGCAUGGUCGAGUACGCGACCGAGUUCAUCCAGAACCUGCCCUCGCUCGACCUCGCCGACAACCUCUUCACCCGCGUGCGCGACACCGACGAGGGCGUCCGCGCCGCCGCGGUCAAGGCCAUCUGCGCGGCGGCCAGCGCCAACCCCAUUCGAUUCAAGAAGGACGUCCUCCAGGAGGUGGGCAUGCGCAUGCGCGACAAGAAGCCCGGCAUCCGCAAGCAGGCGAUGGUGCGGCUGGCGCAGCUCUACCGGAACUUGUGGAACAGGACGUGGAGCGACGACGACAUGAAGAAGCUGGAGCGGGCCUAUGGCUGGAUUCCCACCAAGAUCCUGCACCUCUACUUCCAAACCGACAUCGAGAUCAAAGCGGACGUGGACGAAGUGGUGUCGUGGGAGCUGCUGUCGCGCGACAAGAGCGUGAAGGUGCGCACCACAGAGCUGCUGGAGAUGCUGCCCUCCUUCGACGCCAACGCGCACCAGGCCCUGGCCCGCCUGCUCAAGGACAAGCGAGAAUUCCAGCAGGAGUUCACCAAGUACUUGCAAGUGCGCAAGGGCGACGCGGGCGCGAAGGACAAGCACGAAAAGGUUGGCCCCGCGGUGACGGAGUGCUUCCGCGUGUUCCAGCAGUACGUCCCGGGCGCCACUACGCGCCUGCAGGCCCUCCACGCGACCAAGCACAAGGAGCUGUGGAGUGCCCUGCGACAGCUGGUCGACGAGGAGGCCGACUUCAAGUCUGUCAAGGAGGCCGUCACGUCGCUCGAGGCCCAGUCCAAGCAGAAGGGCAAGUCCAAGUCGUCGACGGCCGCCAAGGCCAAGGCGUCGUCGCCCGCCGCCGGCGCCGCGGACGUGCUGCGUGCCAUCACCUACCGCCUGUCGAUGGGCAUCGUGUCGCGCCAGGCCGUGCCGCUGCUGCUCACGUCGCUGCGCAAGUACCUGGCCGACCACAACAAGGACUACUCGGCCCUGCUGGCCUUCCUGCACGAGGUGUCGGCCUCGUACCCGGGCUUCUUUGCCGACGCCACGGACCAGCUGUCGUCGCUGCUCAACGAGGACGACGCCGCCACGAUCGACGUCGCGCUCCGCAUGCUGGCCCACGUGGGCAAGCACGGCCUCAAUUGGCCGAAGGACCUGCGCCGCCGCCUGGCCGAGCUGUGCACCCGGGGCACCCCGCAGCAGUCCAAGCACGCCGUGCGCGCCCUCCACUGCCUCUACCCGGACGCCGCGUCGGCGCAGAAGGCCGGCGGCGGCUUCCUGGCCAAGCUGGCCAAGUCCCUGGUCGACGACCACCUCGAGCUGGGCAAGCGCGAGUGCGGCCCGGCCCUGGCGGCCCUCGCCCACAUCGCCAAGGUCGCGCCGGCCACGCUGGCCGCGCUCGCGCCGUCGUUCCUGCCGUGGGUCACCGGCGACCUACUCACCGCCGCGCCCCCGCAGCGCCGCAAGAACAAAGACACCGGCGACGCCUCGCACCAGGCACGCCUCAAGGCCCUCGGCCUCCGGCUGCUGGCCAACUACACCCUGGCCCACCACGAGGGCAAGGAGGGCGCCACGCAGGCCCGCGAGAUCGUGCGCCUCGUGCUCGAGACCCUGCGCAACAGCGAGCCCGAGCGUGAGACCGAUGACGACGUCGACGACGACGCUGAAGCCGACAAGCAGGCCCAGCAGCAGCAGCAGCAGUCGUACAAGCCCGACGCCGACCGCGAGCUGUUGCGCAAGCACGCCGUGCGCGAGAUCGAGGCCCUGCUCGAGGUGGAGGACUUCCACCUGGUGGCCCACACCGUGCGCGACCCGGCCAGCGAGGUGCGCGAGUACAUCAUCAAGAAGCUGUGGGCCGGGGUCAAGCACCCGACCCGCCUGGGCCUCAAGUGGGUCGCCAUGCUGGGCCUGGCCGCGCUCGAGUCGGACAAGAAGCGGAUCCAGCGGGUGCGGGCCUUCCUGGCCAACGCCAUCCGCGUGCGGCGGCAGGCCGUGGGCCUGGUGCGGCAGGAGGACGGCCGCGCGCUGUUCUCGAUCCUGCCCGAGUACGCCCUGCCCUACCUGAUCCACCUCCUCGCCCACCGCCGCGACUGGGACGCCGACGUCGCCAACAAGUUCCACGACUCCUCUCGAGUCCUGAUCUUCUUCCUGGAGCCGAUCAUCACGCACGGCGAUAACUUCACGUUCCUGGUGGAGCUGCUCAAGUUCAUCAAGCAGACUAAAGACGGCAUCGAGCCCGGGCAGGAGGAGCGCAUGCGCAUCCUGUGCGACAUCGGCGCGCUGUACAUCAAGCAGCGCGGCGCCAAGGCCACCGGCCGCUGGCUCAACCAGAAGCGCCACCCGGGCGACCUAUACCUGCCGCCCAAGUUCUUCCAGCUCUCCGAGCACCUGACCGAGCGCUCCAUCCAGGACCUGGAGAAGAGCUACCUCCCGCUCGACUUUAGCCUCCCGUCCGGCCGCUCCAACCUCAUCUAUACCGAGAAGACCCCCGCCAGGACCACCGUGCCCGUCUCCCCCAAGAAGACCCCCGCCGCCAAGACGCCGAAGCGCAAGCGAGCGGACAAGGGCGAUGAAUUGGACUUUGACGAAGAGGAGGAGGAGCAAGCGGGCAAGGGCAGCAAGAAGAAGGGCAAGGCCACUCCUAAGGGCAAGGGCAAGACCACGACGACGCCGUCGUCGGCGAAGGGCAAGGGCAAGGGCAAGACCCCGACGAGCGCGGCCAAGCGCCGCCGCACGGCUAAGGACGAGAGCGACCAAGAGGAGGAAGAGGAGGAGGAGGCCGAGGAGAUGGACGCGGAGGAGCCGAAGAAAGCGGCCAAGGCGCGCGCGGCCAAGCGGAAGAGAUCGACGACGCCCACCACGAAGAAGGGGAAGCAGAAGAAGGCGAGCGAAGAUGAAGAAGAAGAGGUGGAAGAAGAGGAGGAGGGAUCGCCUGCCAAGAAGCGCAAGACGGCAGCAGCGACCAAGAAGGGAAGAACGAGCGCGCCCGCCACGAAGGGGAACAAGAAGACGAAGAAGACGAAGAAGAGCGAUGAUGAAGAGGAGGAGGAGGAGGAGGCCACCACCAAGUCACGAGGAAGCAAGGGCAAGACGGCAUCUUCUUCAUCAUCUUCGAGGAAAUCGACCACGACCAAGGGAAAGAAGAACAAGAGCGACGAGAGCGAUGAACCUGAAGAGAAGGAGGAGCAGGAGCAGGAGGAGGAGCAAGAGGAGCUGCCCGUCACCCACAAGGCCACGCGCAGGGGAAGAGGAGGCCGGAGAGUGGGUUCGCCGCCCAGAGGAAAGGCGCCGUGCAUCAGCGCGGUGAGCAUUGCCAGUGGCGAGUUUGCGGCCAGGCUGGCGCUGCUGUGCCCAGAAGCGCUGAAUCUUGUCUGGCAGCUGACGCGCAAGGACCCCAACCUGCGGCUGUCUGCUCCCGUCAACCUCAACCUGGCCCAUCUUCUCACCAUCACCAGCGAGUGGUAA
Molecule: messenger RNA, 4320 nt
Organism: Acanthamoeba castellanii str. Neff
Lineage: Eukaryota; Discosea; Longamoebia; Acanthamoebidae
Product: HEAT repeat domain containing protein
Exons: 14
Coding region: 1-4320 (1439 amino acids)
Biological process (GO): mitotic sister chromatid cohesion; DNA repair
Cellular component (GO): nucleus; chromatin
Source: RefSeq, a predicted model, not a curated record